AUGUGGGAUGGCCGUUUCAGGUGCUGUUUGUUGGCAAUCGCUGCUAAUGCAGCCAAGACCCAGUUUGCAUUCUUUCGUUUUGCAUGCCUUGCAGUGAACUGUUUUGCCUUUCCUUUGCUGUGUGACUUUGUGUCUUUGUGUUCAGAGGCUUUGGUGCAGGACAAUGUGAAGUCAAAGGACCAGCAUGAGCUCGGUGCACUUGGAGGGAGCGUGUCCAUCGCCAGCCUCCUCACAGACAAGAAUGCCAGCGCAAACGCCACAGAUGCGGAGCCUGAGCUUGUACCACCAGUACCACUAGCUGCUGCCCCGGCUGGGCCAGGCAGCCUUUGGAAUUACAUCUUUGGCACUCCAAUGCACACUCCAGCUACAUUGGCCCAGAUCAAGGAUCUGGAUGAAGCUGUCUUUGCACCAGCUCCAGUCAGAGAGUCCAAGAAAGACGCCACCUUCGCACCAGCUCCAAUGCUGAACUCCUCCUUCCUUGAGUCUGAAGCUGAGAGAAGCAGAGAAGCUUUGUGGACUUAUCAAACACACAAACAGAAGCGGAUCGCCGAUCCAUGCUUCGGGCCAAAUAGGCCUUCUGCCUCCCGCGAGGUGACAGAGGCUGUCACAGCUGAAAAGAGCGAAGAAAGAGAGUUGGGCUGGUGGUCGUGGUUGUGGCCGUUUCAAUCUGAGGAGAAACCAGAGCAGAAGGACUCAGUCUUGGAGGAGCUUCGAGUUGGUACCCUUGCUGGAGGAGUUGCCAUGAAGCCAUGA
Molecule: messenger RNA, 753 nt
Organism: Cladocopium goreaui
Lineage: Eukaryota; Dinophyceae; Suessiales; Symbiodiniaceae
Source: the annotation of a GenBank genome assembly